CUGCCCUGCUCCCCCCCAGGGACCAAUGCCCUCAGCCCCACACUGGCUGGGAUGGGACGUUGCCCCCCCCCCCGCCUCUCCCAGGCUCUGCCAAUGUUGUGACCGGUCACUGGGACCCCCACCUGGGCCAGCUCCGGUCGGGGUCCCGGGUUGAUGAUGGAAGGGAGGGGAGCAACAGCGACGACCCUGACCCUAAACUUGACCUUGACCCCUGCCCCACCGCUGUCCCUGGUGCUGGGGGCGGCAGGAGCCUGCCCCCCCCCUCCCCGUUGCUACCGGGAGGAGGCGGGCAACCGGUGCCGGUUCCUCAUCGGCGGGAUUGGCUGCGGUUCCGUGACGCGGCCCCGUUUUACCGAGGCGGGGUGUGUGUGUGUAGGGGGGGGUGGAACCGCUGCGGCGCCGCCGCAGAAGCCGCCGGGAUGAGCGCGGCCGAGGGCUGGCCCCGGUACCGGUGGGGCGGUGGAGGCGAGGCGGUGCUCCGUGCCCGUGCCGAGGCUGCCGGGUACCGGAGGCUGCUGCGCGCCCGCGCUGCCGAGGUGGAAGCGUUGCGCGGGGCCGUGGGCGCGUUGCACCGGCAGCUGGAGGGGCUGCGGGACCGGCGCAGCGGGGAGCUCGCCAAGUACCAGGAGCGGGUGGCGGAGCUGGAGCGGGAGAUCGGGGAGGCGGAGGCGGAGAUGGCCCGGUGCCUGCGGGAGUACCCGGCGCUGCUGCGGCUGCGGAUGGCGCUGGAGGCGGAGAUCGCCGCGUACCGGGAGAUGCUGGAGGGCGAAGAGCUGCGCCUGGGCUGCCUGGCCCCGCCGUGACGGGACCCCAGGCCCCGCUGCGGGACCCCGCGCCCGGGCCCCCGGGCCCCCGACUUCUGCGCCUCGGGGUCCCCUGAGCCCCCGCUCGCCCGCGCCCCGGGACCUCUGCCCCCGGACGCCCAGGCCGUGGGACCCCCGGACCCUCUGGACCCCUCUGGACUCCUGGAGCCCCGGUCCUUCUUGUCGCCCUGUGCCAUGCCCCCCACCUCCCCGGACUCCUGGGACCCCCGGCUACCGGGCUCCCCAGACCCCCGCCCCGGGAGGCCCCGGCCCCCCAAGAGGGCAACGCCCACGGGGCUGCACACUCUCACCAGCCUCUCUGGAGCAGCAGCGGGGUUGGGGUCCCGGCCCCGGCCCGUGCAGAAGCACCUCAAUAAAGCCCCGUGGCAUUA
This is a messenger RNA of Aquila chrysaetos chrysaetos, 1195 nucleotides long. Its product is annotated as alpha-internexin-like. The record is from RefSeq and is a predicted model, not a curated record. Gene Ontology annotation, molecular function: structural constituent of postsynaptic intermediate filament cytoskeleton. The transcript has 4 exons. Bases 420 to 803 code for a protein of 127 amino acids. Gene Ontology annotation, biological process: neurofilament bundle assembly. NCBI's taxonomy places the organism in Eukaryota, Metazoa, Chordata, Aves, Accipitriformes, Accipitridae. Gene Ontology annotation, cellular component: axon; intermediate filament; cytoplasm.